Molecule: messenger RNA, 3859 nt
Organism: Prosopis cineraria
Lineage: Eukaryota; Viridiplantae; Streptophyta; Magnoliopsida; Fabales; Fabaceae
Product: ATP-dependent DNA helicase homolog RECG, chloroplastic
Exons: 19
Coding region: 958-3522 (854 amino acids)
Biological process (GO): DNA recombination; DNA repair
Molecular function (GO): DNA helicase activity; nucleic acid binding; ATP binding
Source: RefSeq, a predicted model, not a curated record
GAGUAGAGAGUAAUUAUCCUCACAGACGCUCCUCCAAGAAAAGUCUCGGAUGAGCAAAAUCCAAGUCCACCCGUCUCCUCCGUCUUCCUUCUUUCCCUCCCUUCCCUCUCUCCUCGGCGCCAGCUUGUCAUAUGGGCCCACCGAACUCGGUUAGCUUCUGUCCGUCUCUUGUCGUUCAGUUCGCCGAAGUAGAUUUGCCGUUCAGUCCGUCGUCUUCAAUCUGCGUUAAGUCCUCCGGCGUCGUCCUCGUUCCAGAUCCGCAUUCAAUUUUCCAGAUCUGCGCGACGUUCCCUCUCAUCAGAAAGUUUUCACAUGUUUUGAUGGAAUCAGUCAAUUCAUUUUGAUCUGGGUUUUCACGUGUGAGGUUGGAUGAGAAAAUUAUUCUGUUGCGCGAUUAAUUCUUCCGGAAUUUGGGGAAGAAGGUAUUGGAGAGAGAAGAGAGAGAGGAAGCUUGGUGAAGAAGGGGAUGGGGUUUCGGAUGAAGUGACAGAGAUAUAGGAGUGCAGACGUGGCGUCAGUGGCAUGUGAGUAAGUGUCUUUUCAGUGUUUUAGUGGAAAGCAACUGAGAGGUCUUGUAAUCUUUCGAGUUGAGAGAGGAUACUGGGGCUGCUUGAAUAGGAGAAUGAGUUUUUGCAGAUGUAGUUAUUUUCUCCCAUCAAAACUUUCAAAAACGUGUAAUCAAUUAAAGCACAAGUUUGCGGAGAAGAUGCUGAUGGAAAUUGAGCGACCUGGUUCAAGAAGCAGCUCAAAGUUUCAUAAUAAGGUAUCUGUUGUCAUGGAUUAUGAGCUUCCUGAUCUAACUGGAAAUGAAGGAGGUGAAAAGAAGUCUAAAAUGAAUCUUGGAGGUGAAGUAGAUGAGGUGGACAUCUCUGUGGCAUGUAAAGAUUUCCAUCAAUCAUUCUGGGAAGUGCUUCUCAAGUGGAUUUGUAUGAUGGGACCAAAUCUCUCCCUGAAAUUAUGAGCAUUCUACAAACAGUGGAUUUAGAACAAUAUAUUUCUGAUUCUUCUGAGACAAGAUGGGUGCAAAAUUCGCUCUCUGAAGCUCAGCCUUCUAUGUAUGCCAAUCAUUCUAGUGUAAAAUCCUCCUCUUUAAGGGAAGAUUCUUGUACUUGUCCUUUAUCACCUCAUUCAAUGUCUUCAAAGUCUGUAAGAGAAAAACUGGAUCACCAAGUCACCAAAGGGGAUUCUCAUGGGAAUGUAGUAUUACGGUCCCACGUCAAGCUUACACCUAAUGAGUUAUUUCUUGACAAGCCUAUUAAUUGUAUACCUGGAUUAAGUAAGAGAAAUUUCCAGCAGCUGGAAAACUGUGGCUUUCACACUUUGCGGAAAUUGUUACACCAUUAUCCACGAACAUAUGCUGAUCUACAGAAUGCACAUGCUCAAAUUACUGAUGGGCAGUAUUUGAUUUUUGUUGGAAAAAUCUUAUCAUCAAGGGGAGUCAAAGCUAGUUUUUCCUUUUCGUUUCUUGAGGUGGUUGUGGAAUGUCAGGUUGUGGACAGUAAAUCCGCUUUUCAACAAGUGACAGACAAUAUUAUUAACAAGGGAAACGAGACAAUUUAUUUGCAUCUGAAGAAAUUUUUCCGUGGCACUCGUUUUACCUGUAAGCCUUUUCUAAAUAGUCUUGCUGAGAAAUAUCAAAAAGGAGAUUUGGCAUGUGUGAGUGGCAAGGUGAGGACUAUGCGUGCUAAAAACCAUUACGAGAUGAGAGAAUAUAAUCUUGAUGUGCUUGAAGAUGGAAACAAUUCAUCCUUCUGUGCUAAAGAAAGGCCAUAUCCUAUCUACCCUUCAAAAGGAGGUUUGAACCCAGAUUUUCUCAGGAAUAUCAUUACAAGAGGCUUACAGGCGUUGCCUGUCAAUAUUGAUCCAAUACCUCAAGAAAUCACUGAGCAAUUUGGCUUAUUAAGUCUUCAUGAUGCAUAUAUUGGGAUCCAUAAACCAAUGGAUAUCACUGAAGCUGAUUUGGCUCGCAAGAGGCUUAUAUUUGACGAAUUUUUUUACCUGCAGUUAGGCCGCUUAUUCCAAAUGCUUGAAGGUGUUGGUACAAAACUAGAAAAGGAUGUAUUGCUAGAUAAGUAUCGGAAACCAGAAGAUAAUUCUGUUUGUACAGAGGAAUGGUCACUUCUCACCAAAAAAUUUCUGGAGGCACUUCCAUAUACUCUUACAUCUAGUCAACUUCGUGCUGUUUCAGAAAUUAUUUGGGAUCUGAAAAGGCCUGUCCCUAUGAAUCGACUACUACAGGGUGAUGUUGGAUGUGGAAAAACUGUGGUAGCUUUUCUGGUAUGCAUGGAGGUUAUUGGCUCUGGAUAUCAAGCAGCUUUCAUGGUUCCAACAGAGUUGCUUGCAAUCCAGCAUUUUCAGCACUUGCUUAAUUUGCUAGAGAAUUUGGCUGAGGUUGAGCGCAGACCCACAGUUGCUUUACUCACAGGUUCAACCCCACUAAAACAAUCUCGGCUGAUUCGUAAGGGUAUCCAGACUGGAGAAAUCUCAAUGGUCAUAGGAACUCACAGUUUGAUAUCAGAAAAUGUGGAAUUUUCAGCUUUACGUAUUGCUGUGGUAGAUGAACAGCACCGUUUUGGUGUGAUUCAAAGAGGAAGAUUUAACAGUAAGUUAUAUUACACUUCAUCAGCUUCUCAAUUGGAAGAUGCUAGUUCAAAUGGAUCCCCAAAGAGUGGUUGUGAUGCAUAUAUGGCUCCUCAUGUUCUUGCGAUGUCUGCAACUCCCAUCCCAAGAACACUUGCUCUUGCUUUAUAUGGUGAUAUGUCACUGACUGAGAUAACUGAUUUGCCUCCUGGAAGAAUUCCUGUUCAAACAUUUGCAAUUGAAGGAAAUGAAAAUGGAUAUGAGUGUGUCUACAAGAUGAUGAUGGAUGAGUUGGAAGAUGGGGGAAAAGUAUAUCUUGUGUACCCAAUUAUUGAACUUUCUGAACAGCUGCCACAGCUUCGUGCAGCAUCUGCAGAUCUAGAAGUCAUAUCAAAUCGGUUUCAAGGAUACAACUGUGGUUUGUUACAUGGGAAAAUGAAAAGUGAUGAAAAAGAGGAAGCAUUGAGAAGGUUUAGGACUGGAGAAAUCCAUAUCCUGCUUUCCACACAAGUAAUUGAGAUUGGUGUUGAUGUUCCAGAUGCAUCGAUGAUGGUUGUUAUGAAUGCUGAGAGAUUUGGGAUUGCUCAGUUGCACCAACUUAGAGGACGAGUUGGACGCGGUGCAAAGAAAUCUAAAUGUAUACUAAUAGCCUCUGCUGCUGGUAGCCUAAAUCGGUUGAAGGUUCUGGAGCACUCAUCAGAUGGCUUUUACCUUGCUAAGAUGGACCUUUUGUCACGGGGACCAGGUGACUUGCUUGGAAAGAAACAAUCAGGACAUCUUCCAGAGUUUCCUGUUGCUAGAUUGGAAGUUGAUGGGAAUAUCCUACAAGACUCACACCAUGCUGCACUGAAAAUUCUAAGUACUUCCCAUGAUUUGGAGCAGUUCCCUGCGCUUAAACUGGAGCUGAGCAUGAGACAGCCGCUUUGCUUGCUUGGCGAUUGAGACCCCAUUUGGUAUUUAGAAAGUACCGUGCUCGUUUUUUAUUAGCAUUUCCACAUAUUGUGUGAUUCGAUUUGAUGGGUUCUUCUUUUGUAUUUUUCAAUGACUUAGGCUUUGCCCUUUAGGCGAUGUAGUUUACUUGUAAAUUUAAUGAUCUGGGCUGUGGGUUUGACUUCUGAAACUGGACUGCUACAAUAUGCCAUUGGUGCAUCAGUGUAUUCUCUUUUUCCCUUUUCUUCAGCCAUGGCACAUCUUUGUCUUUAGCAGAAUUUGCUUAGAAGCUUACACUUGUGUUGCUGUGGAAAAAGAAAUGAGCAAGUUUACUGGGUUCGAUGGUGCA